This is a messenger RNA of Vairimorpha ceranae, 951 nucleotides long. RefSeq names its product protein kinase dc2-like protein. Gene Ontology annotation, biological process: signal transduction; peptidyl-serine phosphorylation. Gene Ontology annotation, molecular function: ATP binding; cAMP-dependent protein kinase activity. The record is from RefSeq and is a predicted model, not a curated record. Bases 1 to 951 code for a protein of 316 amino acids. Gene Ontology annotation, cellular component: cAMP-dependent protein kinase complex. NCBI's taxonomy places the organism in Eukaryota, Fungi, Microsporidia, Nosematidae. The transcript has a single exon.
AUGUUGGAAAUUGAAAAUCUUAAUUUUAUAAAAAAAAUAGGAACUGGAGCUUUUGGCAAAGUAUUCCUUGUCUCUUUAAAUCAAAAAAAACCAGUAUUUUUUGCAGUUAAAAUACUUAGUAAAAGAAAAAUUUUAAAAAUGCGACAAGCUGACCAAUUGGAAAAUGAAAUAAAAGCUCUUCGUACAGUAAACGGCCACGCAUUUAUUACUAAACUUGUUAGUAUUGUUAGAGAUUCAAAAGUUAUUGGGCUAGUUAUGGACUAUAUUAGCGGUGGUGAACUUUUUUAUUGGCUUAGAAGGUUAAGAAGAUUUUCAGAAUAUGCUACACUAUUUUAUGCUUCUGAAAUUUUACUAGCACUUGAAUUUAUUCAUAAGAAGGGACUUUUAUAUCGAGAUCUUAAGCCAGAAAAUAUUUUAUUGACACCAUCUGGACAUAUAAAAUUAACAGAUUUUGGAUUUGCUGUUAAAGACACUGAAAAAACACACGUUAUUUCUGGAACACCCGAAUAUAUGUCACCCGAAAAAUUAUUGAAUGAAGAUGAUGGCGUAGAAAGUGAUUAUUGGUCCUUUGGUGUAAUUUUAUUUGAAAUGUUUACUGGUGAUCCUCCUUUUUUUGAUGUUGAUACCAACAGAAUUUACAGAAAAAUAUUAGAAACUGAUAUUUAUAUUCCAAAAUAUGUUAGCUAUGCUGCCGCCGAUUUAUUGAGCAGAUUGCUUCGAAAAAAAAGACAAGAAAGGUUGGGUUAUUGGGGAUUUGAAGAUAUCAAAAGGCAUGUUUUUUUUAAUACUGUUGAUUGGUUAAAUGUUGAAAAUAAUGGCCUUAUUCCACCAAUAAAGCCUAGUGCAUUUGAAUCAUCUGAUUAUGAAUAUGUAGACGAUAAUGAAAAAUAUGAUCAUUUUGAUGACUAUGUACAUAAAAAGCCUUAUGAUUAUAUAAAAUUUUAUCAAUAA